Tetrapisispora phaffii CBS 4417 is the source of this 2310-nucleotide messenger RNA. RefSeq lists its product as uncharacterized. Bases 1 to 2310 code for a protein of 769 amino acids. The record is from RefSeq and is a predicted model, not a curated record. Gene Ontology annotation, molecular function: RNA binding. NCBI's taxonomy places the organism in Eukaryota, Fungi, Ascomycota, Saccharomycetes, Saccharomycetales, Saccharomycetaceae. The transcript has a single exon.
AUGACUUUGGAAACGAUUUCAGCAGUGACAAUUAAGGCGUAUUGUGACAUACCUCACCUCUUCCAAACAAAUAGGUUAUGGAAAGAUAUUGAUCCUUCUCAAUUUUCAAUUAAAGGUUAUGAUGGGAAAAUUUUAUUAUGCUUAAGCACUGAUUUGAAUGCUAAUAAUUUUAAGUUCUCCCAUAGUAGUUAUAAGAUUGAAAAUGAUAUCGUUUCAAUGCCAGUUUUAAAUAAGAAUGUAUCAUUCCAGUCAGCUGCGCAUGCUGCAGUACCACUCAUAAUUGAUGACGGUGUGCAUUUCUCUCGAGAUGACUUAAUUGAGAAAUUAAAACCGGAAUUAAUUAAAUUAGCAAUUGAAUUCGAUGUAGAGAUAAUUGUAACAGAAAAAUCAGUUUACGAAAGAGAUGAAACAGAAAUAACAAACGCAAUUAUUUAUAUAAACAUUGUUGGAUUGAUAUCAAGAGUUCAGAAUUGUGAACUUCAUACUACUAUUCUAGUACAAUUAGUGCAGAAUAAAAUUGCAAAUACGCCUCUAUUUAUUGAAAGUCUGGACAUUGAGUCUUCAUCUCUUAUCCCAUUCUGCAUUGGUGUUGAUAUGACAAAUAUCAAACAUUUAGCUUCAGUUUAUAAAACUGAUAUUCAUAUACCCACAUUGUUAAAUGACGAUGAUAUGAGUUUGUUCGCACCGCAAGUAUUUUUUUCCAGCAGAAUACACUCGUUAGCUUCUGAAGCUAAACAUGAAAUGUCCCAAUACAUUGAGAAAUUAAAAGAAAAUAUCUACUAUAGGAGCUUAACUUCCUUGUCACCUGGAAAAUUAUUAUACAUUAAGACAUAUUACCAAGAAGAAAUAUUUAAAUUGAUGAUCAAGUAUAAUACUUACAUAAAGAUAACGGAUGAUAGCGUUAAAUUUCAAUCCUCAUCUAAUGAAUUUCUAGCUAUAGUCAUAAAAUUAUUCACCACAUCGAUUUUACAUGAAAUUGUUGAGGUUCAAAUGAUAUUGGAUGGGCCAUUUGAAUUUACUGACGAUAAUAUACUUAAUGAACUGCAUUAUAGUGACAAAUCACAUAUUGUAUUUAUGCGCAAUACCUCAAAUCUAUCACAACUAGUAGUAAUUGGUAGUAACUCUCAUAAUGUGAAAUCAACGAAACUCAAUGAAAAACAUCAGUUACUUCAGUUUUUAACAACAGUGUUUGAGAAUGAGAAAGUAAAUUCUAAUCUAGUGCAACUUAGAGCUAUAUUCGAGAUCCAUCCGGAUUACGAAGAGUUUAUUUCAGGGAAAAAAAAUGGUAAAUUGACAAGAAUAAUGGAGGGAGCAGAAUGUUUAUUAGAAUUAAAAAUGACUGAAAAUGAUGAUAAUAUUAAUCUCUUCCUAUUAACCAACACUUAUAAAGAGUUUUUACGAUCAUACAUUCAAGUAAUGGAUGAAUUACCUGCAGAAAAGUCCUUUUUUAUCCCUGAAGUUUACCAUCGUCCAGUUAUUGGUGCCGGUGGUUCCCUAAUUCAAACAACGAUGAGAAAACAUAAUGUAUUCAUUCAAUUUUCUAAUAGUUUUCUGUUACCACGUAGUGAAUUUUCACAUUUAAGAUAUGAUAAUGUCAUUAUCAGAUGCCCUACAAAAAGUGAAAGUAAUAUAAUUCAUGCCAAACAAGAAUUAAAUGUUUUGGCACAGAAUUAUGGAUCCACUCAGUCGAAAAGUUUGGUUAACUUAUCUGCAGGUCAAUAUCGCUACAUUUUAAAGACAUCUCCAGAAGUCAUAGGUCAAAUUGAAAAAAGUAAAAAUGUAUAUAUACUAUUUCCAUUUGAACAACCUGGCUCUGAGUUUCUUUUAGAAAUCAGAGGAACUUUUGAAAAUUCCGAAGCAGCUGCAAGAGAGUUGAUUGAUCAAGCUUUUGGAGGAGAAAUAAUAUUUGAUUUGGAAACUACUAUAAAAGAUGAAAAUGAUUUCUAUAACUCUGUCAUAAUUCCAUUCAAUAGAGUAUACAAUAUUAUCAUUACAUUGCAGAAAAACCAUGUCACAUUGACAUAUAAUAAAAAUAAUAGUCUUCUGGAGAAAUGUAUUGAAGAGCUUGAAAAAUACUUUUUGAAUAAUAAAUUAAAAAUCACUAAACGUGAACAGAUUAAAGAUUUUAUACAUAUCCCGCCUAUGGAACUCCAAGAUAUGACAUUAGCUGAAGAUUUGAAAGGAACACAAAUGUAUUAUCACAAUUACAAUAAGAAUCAAUAUACGAAUAGAGACUCUGUUCCUGACGAAAUCCAAAAUACUAAAUCUUAUAUACAAUACCCAUAUUAUAGAUACGGUUAUGGCUAUUAG